This is a messenger RNA of Rubroshorea leprosula, 627 nucleotides long. Lineage: Eukaryota; Viridiplantae; Streptophyta; Magnoliopsida; Malvales; Dipterocarpaceae. The record is from the annotation of a GenBank genome assembly.
UUAAUUUUAACAUCAAAAUUGAUACAAGGGAAGGAAGAAAGUUCGAUUCUAUUGGAUGGCAUCGUCAAUUCUUUUCUUUCAAAAAUAACAUAAAUAAAAUUGUUAGCAAAUCAUUUCAAUCAAAGAGAUAACGUCCUAGUGGCAAAAGUCACAGAAAAUCUUCUUGAAGUCAUGUGUUCAAGCCUCCGGGUAGCAAAUUUAAGCUCCGAUAUUUCCCCUAAUAUGGCCCAUAAGAUCAUUUUUGCUUUUGCCUUUGUCCUCCUACUGCUGUGUUCUUGUGGAAUUGUCACGUUCACUGAGGGAAGACCUUUGAAAACCGUCAUGGGGAAAAACCAUGGAAAAUAUUUGCAACACGUGGUUUCAAAAGAAAGUGCUACUAAUGAGUCUGGUACUGCUGCGGCCGGUCAUGAAGAUGAUCGUAUUUCCCACAAUGUCACCGCCGAUGCUGAUGAUUUCCGUCCUACGACUCCAGGACACAGCCCAGGUGCAGGUCAUUCUGCUGGACUAACUAGUACUGGUGUGGUGUGCGUCAUCAAUUGACUUGACAACGUGCAUGGACAUAUAUGGUAGUUACAUAUAUAUAUAUAUAUAUAUAUAUUGCUGUGAAAAUAAUUAAGUAAGGUUUUA